GGAAACUUUAUUUUUUUUUGCACUUAAAAAUAUUUCUUUUUUUUUUUACAAAAAAUGUCCAAUAUUCGGGAAGAAUUAAUGCGAGCAGUAAUUAGUAGAUCAUUUACGUCAAUUGAUUAUAAUAUUCACGUUGGCCUUCAUGAACAAUACGAAUUUAUGAAACAAUUCAUUCUUGCUGACAAAUCUCUUACAGAAGAAGAAAAAACUGAAGCAAUAAGAAUAACUAAUAAAGAUUAUGACCGAGAUAAAAUUAUUUAUAAUGAAGGGACAAGAAGAAUUUGUGAAAAUUGUAACCAAAAAUGUUUAGCUACAUUAUAUUGUGAAUAUUGUGUUCGAAAUUAUUUAAAAUCUAAUUUUUCAAAUUGGACUUCUGGAAAUAAUGUUAUUGAUAAUUUAAUAAAAAAUUGUCAAAUGGAAACACUUAGACCAAAUGUUAUUAUUGAAUGGAUCCCAUUUAAUAAUUUAGAAAAUAUUAAAUAUCUUACAAAAGGUGGAUUCUCAGAGAUUUAUACAGCAGAUUGGAUUGAUGGAUACUAUAAAGAAUGGAAUUCUAAAGAGCAACAAUUAAUAAGAUUUGGAACUCAUGCUGUAAUACUUAAAGAAUUAAAAAAUGUUGAAAAUGCAAGUCAAAAUUGGUUUGAAGAGGCUAAAUCACAUUUAACGUUAGGCAACAAAUAUCCAUCUAUCGUUCAAUGUUUUGGUUUAACACAAAAUCCAUCAAAUGGAAAUUAUUUACUUGUAAUGGAAAAAUUUGAUGUAAAUUUAAGAGAAUAUUUACAACAAAAUCAUAAUCAACUUACAUGGAAUGAAAGAAUUAAGAUUACUUUUUCAAUUAUUGAUAAACUUUAUUGGAUUCAUGAAGAGAAUUCAAUUCAUAGAGAUUUGCAUUCUGGAAAUAUAUUAUAUUCACAGUUUAAUGAUAAUUGGCGUAUUAGUGAUCUUGGAUUUUGCGGUCCUGCAGACAAACCAUCAACAAGUAUAUAUGGAAAUCUUCCUUACAUAGCUCCCNAGGGACAAGAAGAAUUUGUGAAAAUUGUAACCAAAAAUGUUUAGCUACAUUAUAUUGUGAAUAUUGUGUUCGAAAUUAUUUAAAAUCUAAUUUUUCAAUUUGGACUUCUGGAAAUAAUGUUAUUGAUAAUUUAAUAAAAAAUUGUCAAAUGGAAACACUUUCACCUGAUACUGUAAUUGAAUGGAUUCCUUAUAAUAAUUUAGAAAAUAUUAAAUAUCUUACAAAAGGUGGAUUCUCAGAGAUUUAUACA
Messenger RNA from Rhizophagus irregularis DAOM 181602=DAOM 197198, 1259 nucleotides. NCBI's taxonomy places the organism in Eukaryota, Fungi, Glomeromycota, Glomeromycetes, Glomerales, Glomeraceae. The record is from RefSeq and is a predicted model, not a curated record.